GUUCAUUGCUAAACCAUGUGCCUUAGGCCUUAAAGUCCAAGCCAAUGGACCACAGAAAGCUCAACCUAAUGCUAUCCUGGAAAAAGUUUUCACAGCUAUUACAAAGCAUCCAGAUGAGAAGAGGCUGGAGGGCCUCUCCAAGCAGUUGGACUGGGAUGUACGCAGCAUUCAACGUUGGUUUCGACAAAGACGCAACCAGGAAAAGCCCAGCACUCUUACAAAGUUCUGUGAGAGCAUGUGGAGAUUUACAUUUUACCUUUAUGUAUUUACCUAUGGAGUACGGUUCCUGAGAAAGACACCUUGGCUCUGGAAUACCAGACAGUGCUGGAACGGGUAUCCCUAUCAGCCACUGAUGCCUGACCUUCAUUAUUACUACAUAGUUGAAUUGUCAUUCUACUGGUCCUUAAUGUUUUCUCAAUUCAUUGACAUCAAAAGAAAGGAUUUUGGCAUCAUGUUUACACAUCACAUUGUAACAGUCACCCUGAUAACCUUCUCAUAUGUAACCAAUUUGACACGAGUGGGAACCUUGACCUUAUGUCUCCAUGAUGCGGCUGAUGUUGUCCUAGAGGCUGCCAAAAUGGCAAACUAUUGCAAGUGUCAAAAACUGAGUGACCUUCUGUUCCUUACAUUUGCCAUUGUCUUCAUUGUCAGUAGGCUUGGCAUAUAUCCCUUAUGGGUAUUAAACACAACGUUGUUUGAACUGUAUGAAGCUCUGGGCAAUUUUCCUGCCUUAUGGGUCUUCAAUGUGCUGCUUGUGAUUCUUCAAAUUCUGCACUGCUUUUGGUCUUACCUAAUCGUAAAGGCAGCCUACAAAGCUAUUUCAAAGGGCAAGGCUGGGAAGUGGAACCCCUUGCAUGUAGCAAAGGAUGACCGCAGUGACAUUGAGUCAAGCUCAGAUGAGGAAGAAACAGUACCUCGUUCAAAGACCCUGCACAGCACUAUCACCGCUAAUGGGACUGGCGGUGCCAAUGGGACAAACGGGUAUCUUACUGGUGGCACUUGCUCAGAGGAGCACUAA
Pterocles gutturalis (yellow-throated sandgrouse) is the source of this 1018-nucleotide messenger RNA. RefSeq names its product ceramide synthase 6 (gene CERS6). The transcript has 10 exons. Gene Ontology annotation, biological process: ceramide biosynthetic process. The annotation marks the transcript as partial. Gene Ontology annotation, cellular component: membrane. The record is from RefSeq and is a predicted model, not a curated record. Lineage: Eukaryota; Metazoa; Chordata; Aves; Pterocliformes; Pteroclidae. Gene Ontology annotation, molecular function: DNA binding; sphingosine N-acyltransferase activity.